This is a messenger RNA of Branchiostoma belcheri (Belcher's lancelet), 3236 nucleotides long. RefSeq lists its product as uncharacterized. The record is from RefSeq and is a predicted model, not a curated record. NCBI's taxonomy places the organism in Eukaryota, Metazoa, Chordata, Leptocardii, Amphioxiformes, Branchiostomatidae. The transcript has 9 exons. The coding region runs from base 223 to 2418 and encodes 731 amino acids. Gene Ontology annotation, cellular component: plasma membrane.
UGAUGGUCUAGAAGCUAGGGGAAUUGUGGUACCCAUGCAACAUUGCGCGGGGCCGGAACCUAGUCAGCAGAAGGUGUAUGAUAUAUACUAAACCGAGGGAAGAAACCGUCUCACUUCGCCACACAGGAAAUGCGGGGGCGGUUUGGACCCAUUUUAACCCACAGUCAAGCCUCAAGCGUUCUGUUUACGAGUCUCGGGAAGUCUACGUGAGCCAAAGCAGAAAUGGCAGCAUAUGUACGGACUACGGGAGGGAGGCCAGCUGUAUGUGUGCUGCUCUUCCUCGCGGUUUGCUGCUUUCUGGUUCCCUUAACAGGUGCAGGUUGCCCGACUGUCCGUCUGUUUGGAUCCACCAGUCUAUACCCUGAACUAUUUAUUGGCACAUACAGCAUGACUGGUCCUGUAACACCUGGGAGGCGACCUGAAUACAGAAACGAUGAGUCCAAUUUAGCACCGGCGUUUUUCAGCGAUGGUUUCUGGCAUGUAGGAAAUGCAAAUCGCAUCCGUGUGAAAGACUCCAGCUUCUAUCUUGAAGACAUAACCGGUACCUUCCAAAUUUGGGACAGUAAAGCAGGGUCUGAAGGAGAAUUUGUAGUGGAUCCGGAAGCCCACUUUAGUUGUGCAGACAUAACGUACAUCUGCAAGGACGACAGGAAAACCAUACAAUGUUCCCGACCAGACUUUCAGAAACUCCUGAUCGUCCGUGCUAUCUACGGUCAGGACUGGGCAUGUAAGUUGUCAAUGUGUACAGAACGGGAGGGAGACUGUACGAAUUGUUUUUGGGUAACCAGAAAUGACGUCAUAACAACAGUGAAGGCGCGCUGUAGCGGUUCCUGGGGGAACUGCACCUUACAACCGUCGGAUGAGAUGUUCCAAGGAGACCCGUGUGGCCACAUAGAAGGGGAUGUGGAUAAGUACCUGAGAGUGGAGCACAGGUGUGUAAAUGUUCCAAUGUCGCUCGGCUGCUACCAGGACGACCGAACCAACCCUCUGCUGACUCGUCAGCCGGUCUCUGAUUACAACAUGACGAUUCCAAAGUGCCUAGCACAUUGUCGAUCUCAAAGUUACCGUUACGCCGGAGUCGCCGACGAAUUAUUCUGUCAUUGCGGGAACCAGUUACAAGAUUCUGCCUCCCACCGCCUACCAAUCAUGAACUGUACUGCACCGUGUGGUGGAGACGAGUCCCAGUUCUGUGGAGGCGGACGUGGCUCGCAUAAAAUGGAAGUAUUUGAAGCGUCUAUUGGAGCAUGUGGCGGCGACGUGAAGACAAAUGAAGGUGUGAUCUACUCCCCAGACUUCCCCGGACCGUACCCACUAGAUCAGAACUGUGUGUGGAACAUACAAGUCAGUUCUCAAAACAUCAUAAGGAUCAAUAUAGAACUCUUAGACAUCUCAGACAGCGAUAGCUUGACGAUUACAGAGUACAGAUCUAAGCAGACAAUUGUUACUGUUCUCAACGGUACGUCAAUGACAGAAUACGUCAGCGUUAGCAGUAAUAUCAGCCUGCAGUUCCAAGCGGGGCCGCAAAGAUCGCAGCAAACGGACGGAUUCAUCAUUCGUUAUAAAGGUGUUGGCACCUGUGGACCCAUAGCAGUAGCUGAUGACGUCAUUUCCAUUUCCCCUGACCACGGAGGAAACUUCGCCAUUGGCAAACAGGCGAGCAUCGGUUGCAAAGACGGACGAAACGUCACUGUGCAGUGUCAGAACGACAGAAGCUUCAGCAUUACUGCUCCUUUCUGUACAGCUCUUGAUGUAGGCCACUGCGGACCCAUAGAUGUCAUCAAUGGCGUCAUUUCCGUUUCCCCUAACCACGGAGGUAGCUUCGCUAUUGGCCAACAGGCGACUGUCACGUGCCAAAACGGGCAGAACGUUACGCUACAGUGUGAGAUGAAUGGAGCCUUCAACAUUCCCAAACCUUACUGUAGUACAGAUCGUGCCAAGUGGAUGGCGAUCGUCGGCGGUAUAGUGGCAGUGUUGGUUCUUCUCGCCAUAGUUCUUGUGGUCACUCUCUACAUCAUCAGGAAAAGGAGAGCAGCGCAGAAGCAACACGCCACAGGCACUGCCGCCUACUCCGCAGCUCCUACUUCAGACAGCCUCGUUCUGACACCCGGAAACCUUAGUGCGCGUGCGCUUGGCGGCAAAAACGAGGCAGAAGAUGAUGUCCACGAGUACGCCUCCAUCCGGGACACUGGCCCCCGUGGUACCGAGCCGCUCUACGCUCAACCCGAUGGCGGUACGAAAAAAACGCUCGAGUUAAUGUAUGCAAAGCCAAUGAAACGCAAGAAGGGUACUCCUUCGGGACAAGAGGAAGAGGGAAUCGUGGACAAUGUUUUGUACGAAAGUUCGGUCGGAGCAGAGAGACAAACCAUUAAUGGGGAGCAACAGGGCCUCAUUAACAAUGACCUGUACCAACAGAUCUAAACCUCAAUUCUAAAGGAUUGAUAUCUCUGGUAUUCAAGUUACAGCUUUUGGUUAAUUUCUAAAUAACAAAUCUAUGUACACCUGUUAACUGUGUUAAGAUGGAUUGGACCCAUGAAUUCCAAACAACUAGCAUAAGUUCCUAUAAAAAUUUACACUUUUUUAAAGGCUGUUAUAUGUUGUUACAUCACUAUUUUGUUGAGUUUGAUUUAUGCUACCGAGUUCUUAGAAAUGAUGCCAACCUGUACAGUAAUACAGUAGUAACCGAGAGGAGGCCAUGAUCAGAUCUAUUACUACAUGUAGAUGGUAAUUCAAAGAGUAGUGGAAUUUCAUCUUACAAAGAAUAAGACUACAAACAUAAUAAAUAUAUAUAUGGAGGGACAAACCAAUAGCUAUACGAAAUUAAACAAAAUGCAAGGGUCUGUUUUUAACCACACUCACCCCAUCUGUAUUUAAACUGCAUGUGUAUAGGAACAGGCAGACAAACAUAGGAACAUACACUAGCAUUUGUAAUACAUGUAGUACUAGUAUAUAUUUGGUUUCAUUUAUCUUUAAUAGAAUAGGAAAUACAUUUUGUACCAAGUUUUAGAUUGCAGUGUGGAGUGCCAUAUCUUAACAUGUAAAUAACGACUUUAUGACAUUCCUAAAACGAAUUUGGGAGCAAUGACAGUAUGUGCAUAUUCUAUGCUUUUGUGGCUUAUUGUCAAGCUGUGUACGUUUUGUGGGCUACAUUGUAUUGUGGAGAAUAUAUUAUGUGACCCAAGAUUAUGUCUGUAUACAGAAUGAAAUAAACGUACAACAGAUUCAUAUUAUGUAACACA